Molecule: messenger RNA, 3373 nt
Organism: Arabidopsis thaliana (thale cress)
Lineage: Eukaryota; Viridiplantae; Streptophyta; Magnoliopsida; Brassicales; Brassicaceae
Product: Proline-rich extensin-like family protein
Exons: 1
Coding region: 64-3138 (1024 amino acids)
Biological process (GO): plant-type cell wall organization
Molecular function (GO): structural constituent of cell wall
Source: RefSeq, marked reviewed
UUGCUAUAUAAACCUCAGCACUCAUUCUUUAAAAUACAAACCAAAACAAGAAAUACUUUGCCAAUGAUAUCUUCUUCUAAAAUGGGGCCUUCUGCCCAUCUCGUCUACGCUAUAGGAGUUAUCAUCAUGGCAACAAUGGUUGCGGCAUAUGAGCCAUACACAGAUAGCUCACCUCCACCAUACUCUGUGCCACUUCCCAAAGUGGAAUACAAAUCUCCUCCAUUACCAGAUGUUUACAGUUCUCCACCACCACCACUAGAAUACUCUCCAGCGCCUAAAGUUGAUUAUAAAUCUCCACCACCACCAUACUAUUCACCAUCUCCUAAAGUUGAGUACAAGUCUCCUCCACCACCAUAUGUCUACAACUCUCCACCACCACCAUAUUACUCUCCAUCCCCAAAGGUAGACUACAAGUCUCCUCCACCACCAUAUGUUUACAGUUCGCCACCACCACCAAUCUAUUCACCAUCUCCUAAGGUAGACUACAAAUCUCCUCCACCACCAUAUGUUUACAGUUCCCCACCACCACCAUACUAUUCGCCAUCCCCUAAGGUGGAGUACAAAUCUCCACCAUCACCGUAUGUUUACAACUCUCCACCACCAUCAUAUUAUUCACCAUCCCCUAAGGUAGAUUACAAAUCUCCUCCACCACCAUAUGUUUAUAGUUCUCCACCACCACCAUAUUACUCUCCAUCCCCUAAGGUUGUAUACAAGUCUCCUCCUCCACCAUAUGUUUACAGUUCUCCACCACCACCAUACUACUCACCAUCACCUAAGGUAGACUACAAGUCUCCACCACCACCAUACGUCUACAGCUCACCACCACCACCAUACUACUCACCUUCUCCUAAGAUAGUCUACAAAUCUCCCCCACCACCGUACGUCUACAGCUCCCCACCACCCCCAUACUACUCACCUUCCCCUAAGGUAGACUACAAAUCUCCCCCACCACCGUAUGUCUACAGUUCUCCACCACCACCAUACUACUCUCCAUCCCCUAAGGUUGUAUACAAGUCUCCUCCUCCACCAUAUGUUUACAGUUCCCCACCACCACCAUACUACUCACCAACCCCGAAGGUAGACUACAAAUCUCCUCCUCCACCAUAUGUUUACAGUUCUCCACCACCACCAUACUACUCACCAUCACCUAAGGUAGACUACAAGUCUCCACCACCACCAUACGUCUACAGCUCACCACCACCACCAUACUACUCACCUUCUCCUAAGAUAGUCUACAAAUCUCCCCCACCACCGUACGUCUACAGCUCCCCACCACCCCCAUACUACACACCUUCACCAAAGGUUGUAUACAAGUCUCCUCCUCCACCAUAUGUUUACAGUUCCCCACCACCACCAUACUACUCACCAUCCCCUAAGGUAGACUACAAAUCUCCUCCUCCACCAUAUGUUUACAGUUCUCCUCCACCACCAUACUACUCGCCAUCUCCAAAGGUUGUAUACAAAUCUCCUCCUCCACCAUAUGUUUACAGUUCUCCUCCACCACCAUACUAUUCACCAUCCCCUAAGGUAGACUACAAGUCUCCUCCACCACCAUAUGUUUACAGUUCUCCACCACCACCGUACUACUCUCCUUCACCAAAGGUUUUAUACAAGUCUCCCCCACCACCGUAUGUCUACAGUUCUCCACCACCACCAUACUACUCUCCUUCUCCUAAGGUAGUCUACAAGUCUCCCCCACCACCGUAUGUUUACAGUUCUCCACCACCUCCAUACUACUCUCCUUCUCCUAAGGUAGUCUACAAGUCUCCCCCACCACCGUAUGUCUACAGUUCUCCACCACCACCAUACUACUCUCCUUCUCCUAAGGUAGUCUACAAGUCUCCCCCACCACCAUACGUUUACAGUUCUCCACCACCACCAUACUACUCCCCUUCUCCUAAAGUAUACUACAAGUCUCCUCCAUCACCAUACCACGCACCAUCCCCUAAGGUUCUAUACAAAUCUCCACCACACCCUCAUGUAUGUGUCUGUCCACCACCUCCUCCAUGUUAUUCUCCAUCUCCAAAGGUUGUGUACAAGUCCUCCCCACCACCGUACGUUUACAGUUCUCCACCACCACCAUAUCACUCUCCUUCUCCUAAGGUACACUACAAGUCUCCCCCACCACCGUAUGUCUACAGUUCUCCACCACCACCAUAUUACUCUCCUUCCCCUAAGGUACACUACAAGUCUCCCCCACCACCGUAUGUCUAUAGUUCUCCACCACCACCAUACUACUCUCCUUCUCCUAAGGUAGUCUACAAGUCUCCCCCACCACCGUAUGUUUACAGUUCUCCACCACCUCCAUACUAUUCUCCUUCUCCUAAGGUAGUCUACAAGUCUCCCCCACCACCGUAUGUCUACAGUUCUCCACCACCACCAUACUACUCUCCUUCUCCUAAGGUAGUCUACAAGUCUCCCCCACCACCAUACGUUUACAGUUCUCCACCACCACCAUAUUAUUCUCCUUCUCCUAAGGUAGUCUACAAGUCUCCUCCACCACCGUAUGUCUACAGUUCUCCACCACCACCAUACUACUCUCCUUCUCCUAAGGUAGUCUACAAGUCUCCCCCACCACCGUACGUCUACAGCUCACCACCACCACCAUACUACUCUCCUUCUCCUAAAGUAGUUUACAAGUCUCCCCCACCACCGUACGUCUACAGCUCACCACCACCACCAUACUACUCACCUUCCCCUAAGGUAGACUACAAAUCUCCCCCACCACCGUACGUCUACAGCUCACCACCACCACCAUACUACUCACCUUCCCCUAAAGUAGACUACAAAUCUCCUCCACCACCGUACGUCUAUAGCUCACCACCACCACCAUACUACUCACCUUCCCCGAAGGUAGACUACAAAUCUCCCCCACCACCGUAUGUCUACAGCUCACCCCCACCACCAUACUACUCACCUGCCCCUAAGGUAGAUUACAAAUCUCCACCACCACCAUACGUCUAUAGUUCACCACCACCACCAUACUACUCACCUUCCCCUAAGGUUGACUACAAAUCUCCUCCACCACCAUACUACUCACCUUCCCCUAAGGUUGACUACAAAUCUCCUCCACCACCAUAUGUCUACAGUUCUCCACCACCACCAUCAUACUCACCUUCUCCAAAAACUGAGUACUAAGCUUCACAUUCACCUUCGUAUUACUUGAAAUUGUAAUGAGAUUCUUAUAUAAGCUACCAAGUUUUAUUUCAUUUCAUCUUUGCUUUUGUUCUUCAUGAUAUUCAUAUCUAAUAAAUUUUAAUUCUGCCUAUUUGAUUAAAUAUUUUGCUUCAAAAUCUUCAAAUGGUUUAAUGCUUUUACUUUUAUUUGUUUUAAGUUUGCUUGCAAUCUAUAUGAAGUUCUUUGCAAAUUUGAA